AUCUGAAUACACACACACACACACACUCAUACACACUUAAUACACUAUCAGGUUAGCAAAUAAAACAGAAAACGCACGUACGCCGCGUCUCCUCAUGGCUUUCCAAUACCCAGAAGCUCGACGUGAUGAGGAAAAGAUUGAUGAUUAUCAUGGUGUAAAGAUCUCCGACCCUUAUUGGUGGCUGGAAGACCCUGACAAUGAUGAGACCAAGGCAUUUGUGGAGGAGCAGAAUAAGCUGACCAUGCCGUACCUGGAGCAGUGUGAGGUCAGAGCUCAGUUCCAACAGCGACUUACUGAACUCUACAACUACCCCAAAUACAGCUGCCCCUACAAGAGAGGAAAGAGAUAUUUUUACUCCCACAACGAGGGUUUGCAGAACCAGUAUGUGCUGUACGUGCAGGACUCGCUGGAAAGCCCGGCGUCCGUCUUCUUCGACCCUAACAAGCUCUCCGAGGACGGAACCGUGGCCCUCAAGAUGGGCCGCCUGUCGGAGGAUUGCGAGUAUUUCGCGUACGGACUGAGCAGCGCCGGUUCUGAUUGGGUCACGAUGAAAAUCAUGAAAGCCGAUGACCUCACUCAGCUGCCCGACGUGCUGGAGAGGGUGAAGUUCAGCUGCCUGGCGUGGACACACGAUGCCAAGGGAAUCUUCUACAACUGCUACCCGCUCCAGGAUGGCAAGGCUGAUGGCACGGAAACGACCACCAACCUGAACCAGAAACUCUUCUACCAUGUGAUUGGCACCCAGCAAUCAGAGGACGUCCUGGUGGCCGAAUUCCCCGACCACCCCAAAUGGCACAGCAGCGUCAUCAUAUCAGACGACGGUCGGUACGCUGUGUUGUGCAUCACUGAGGGAUGUGAGCCUGUAAAUCAGCUCUGGUACUGUGACCUACACCAGCUACCCAAUGGCAUCUCAGGCUUGCUGCCGUGGGUGAAGGUGGUGGAUAAUUUUGAAGCACAGUACUCCUACGUGACCAACGAGGGCACCGUCUUCACGUUCCGCACCAACCUGGAUGCACCCCGCUACUGCGUCAUCAACGUGGACCUCCAGAAACCGGAGACAGAGAACUGGAGCACGUUAAUUCCUCAGCAUGAGAAAGACGUCCUGGGUUUUGUUCAGUGUGUGAAUCAACGCUACCUGCUGGUCAAUUACGUGCGGGACGUGAAGGACGUCCUCCAUCUGUACGAACUCUCGUCCGGACGCUGGAUCCGUGACCUGCCGUUGGACGUGGGCACGGUGGCCGGGCUCAGCUGCAAGAAGAAACACUCUGACUUCUUCUACAAGUUCACGUCCUUCACCACUCCUGGAAUCAUUUAUCACUACGACCUGAGCAAACCUGACGCUGAACCCACAAUCUUUAGACAAGUGGAGGUGAAAGGUGUGGAACCCUCCGACUACCAGACCAGCCAGGUGUUCUACCCCAGUAAAGAUGGCACCAAGAUACCCAUGUUCCUGGUACAUGCUCGUGGCAUAGAAAAGAACGGAUCACAUCCGGUUUUCCUCCACGGAUACGGAGGCUUUGAGAACGCCCUUCAGCCCUACUACAAUACUGCAAAUCUGCUCUUUGUUCGGCACCUGGGUGGCAUACUGGCCGUGGCUAACAUCCGAGGAGGAGGAGAGUACGGUCAGACAUGGCACAAAGCGGGCACCUUGGCAAACAAGCAGAACUGCUUCGACGAUUUCCAGUGUGCGGCCGAGUUUUUGAUCAAGGAGGGCUACACCACAGCCAGCCGCAUCGCCAUCAAUGGAGCCUCCAACGGGGGACUGCUCGUGGCUGCCUGUGUGAACCAGCGUCCGGAUCUGUUUGGUUGUGCUGUGGCUGAGGUAGGAGUGAUGGACAUGCUCAAGUUUCACAAGUUCACCAUCGGCCACGCCUGGACCACCGACUACGGCUGUGCGGACGACCCCGAGCAAUUCAAAUGGCUCAUCAGGUACUCGCCUCUCCACAACCUCCCACAACCUGGGACCGACGGUCCUUCAUAUCCGGCCAUGUUGCUCCUCACGGCGGAUCACGAUGACCGCGUGGUUCCUCUGCACACGCUGAAGUACACCGCGACCCUGCAGCACAGCGUGGGUCGUCGAGCCUCGCAAAAACGUCCGCUCCUCGUCCGGGUGGACACCCGCAGCGGGCACGGCGCUGGUAAACCCACAGCCAAAGCCAUCCUGGAAGAUACCCACAUCUUCUCCUUUAUUGCCCAGAACCUUGGCCUGCACUGGAGGGAGUGAGAGGAACCGGGACGUUCCUCUGUCCACAUGCUUGUUGUUGUUGGGGUGGUCACCUCAAGCUACUCUUAGUUUGGGUAUUUGUACGUGAGAAAGUACUUUUUAAUAAUUGAUUGAAACUUAAUUGUAGUAAAGGUGAAUAAUGUGCUAAUGUAGAAGUGCUCAAAUUGGACUCAGGACCUCGCAUAGGGUCGCCUAAAAUGCAGAAGAUUUUGUACAAGCUUUGGUUUCAUUUCUCCUUUAAUUUCAUUUAAUUUUAUGUCUAAAUGAUUUUUGAAACUGCACAAAUUUACAGUAAAUUGGGACAACAGACAGUUGGAGCGGAUCUGUAACUAAGUAAAAUUUGUUUGUUAAUAAUUUUUAUAACAGUAUAUUGAGCAUAUCUGAAUAUCGGGGGGUCAUGUCCCCCAGUAUACACUGUUAUUACAGCCUUAUCCUACAAUAAAAAUGACCACUAUGACCA
Trichomycterus rosablanca is the source of this 2684-nucleotide messenger RNA. Its product is annotated as prolyl endopeptidase-like. The transcript is spliced from 15 exons. Gene Ontology annotation, cellular component: cytosol. The record is from RefSeq and is a predicted model, not a curated record. Gene Ontology annotation, biological process: proteolysis. Gene Ontology annotation, molecular function: oligopeptidase activity; serine-type endopeptidase activity. NCBI's taxonomy places the organism in Eukaryota, Metazoa, Chordata, Actinopteri, Siluriformes, Trichomycteridae. Bases 95 to 2224 code for a protein of 709 amino acids.